UAAAACAGUCACCAUUGGCCAUAGCAAGAGGCCAGUCAAUACCAAUUCUUCCCCAAGUGAAACAUAAUUCAUUUGUUUUACUUUUUUCUGUGCCGAACAAAGGAUAAUUGAAAAAAGGAUAACAAUAUGGCCGCUGCAGCUGCUCCAGCAGCAGCUGCUGCCCCUGCUGCGGCUGCACCAGCUGCUGCUGCAAAUAAGGAUCUGGUGAAAAUCACUGGAGAGGGAGCGUUUACAAAUUAUAUGAAAAAUCGUUUACGACGCGGUGGCAUGAAACGCAAGGCCUUGGAGAUUGUAAAUGGCCAUAAAUUUGCUGUAAGAUUUUUUAAGCAACCCACCUACUGUGGCCACUGCAAGGACUUUAUAUGGGGCUUUGGCAAACAGGGUUAUCAAUGCGAAGAUUGCCGUUUUAACAUCCAUCAAAAGUGCUGUAAAUUUGUGGUUUUCAAAUGUCCUGGCACCGAAACGGACAUUGAUGGCGAUUGUGCCAAAGUCAAACACAUUUGGGUAUCGACCACCUAUUCGGCCCCCACAUUUUGUGAUGAUUGCGGUCUGCUGUUGCCCGGUGUGGCCCAUCAGGGAGUCAAAUGUGAUAAUUGCAAUUUGAAUGUCCAUCACUUUUGCAAAGAAAAAGUGCCGCCUCUAUGUGGUGCAGAUAUUUCUGAAAUUCGUGGCAAAUUGCUUUUGUAUGUGGAAUUAAAGGGAAAUACUUUGAAAGUUGACAUUAAGGAAGCCGCCAACUUGAUUCCCAUGGAUACCAAUGGCUUGAGCGAUCCCUACAUUGCCAUUCAAAUACAUCCGGAUCGCAGUGGUAAAACCAAGAAGAAGACCAAAACCAUUCAAAAGAAUUUAAAUCCGGUCUACAAUGAGUCCUUUACUUUUGAAUUGGCUCCACAAGAUCGUGAAAAACGUUUGCUGGUGGAAGUUUGGGAUUGGGAUCGUACUUCCCGUAAUGACUUUAUGGGCUCAUUUUCCUUUAGCAUGGACGAAAUCAAAAAUGAACCCAUUGAUGGCUGGUACAAGUUUCUGUCCCAAGUGGAGGGUGAACAUUACAACAUACCAGUCUGUGAUGCCGUCAAUGACAUGGCUCGUCUAAGGGAUGAAGUUAAGCAAACCAGGCCAGCAAACAAGCGUCGCAUGGACAAUAAGGAUAUGCCACACAACAUGAGCAAACGGGACAUGAUUAGGGCAGCUGACUUUAAUUUCAUCAAGGUGCUAGGCAAAGGAUCAUUUGGUAAGAUCCUGUUGGCAGAGCGUCGUGGUACCGAUGAACUCUAUGCUGUUAAGGUGCUACGCAAGGAUAUUAUCAUACAAUCCGAUGAUAUGGAAUUGCCCAUGACAGAGAAGUAUAUUUUGGCUUUGUCCGGAAAGUCACCCUUUUUGGUAUCUCUGCACUCAUGUUUCCAAACUAUGGAUCGCUUGUUCUUCGUUUUGGAAUAUGCCAAGGGUGGUGAUCUAUUGUUUCAAAUUCAGAAAUAUGGCCGUUUCAAGGAAUCGGUGGCCAUUUUUUAUGCUGUCGAAGUGGCUUUGGCCUUGUUUUUCUUGCACGAGCAUAAAAUCAUUUAUCGUGAUUUAAAGCUCGAUAAUAUAUUAUUGGAUCUCGAUGGUCAUAUCAAAUUAACCGAUUUUGGCUUGUCCAAAGACAAUGUGGGUGAGAAUGACACCGCCCGUACUUAUUGCGGUACUAGCUCUUAUUUAGCACCAGAGAUUCUGUCGUAUGAACCCUAUAACCAUACAGUCGAUUGGUGGUCCUAUGGUGUACUUUUGUAUGAAAUGAUGGCUGGCCAACAGCCGUUUGAGGGAGAGGAUGAUGCCACCAUGUUUAAGAAUAUCAAGGAAAAAAAGGCUGUAUUUCCCAAACAUUUCUCUCAAGAAUCUAUGGAUGUCAUAACCAGCUUUUUGGCCAAAAAGCCUAACAAUCGAUUGGGAGCUGGUCGCUUUGCUCGCAACGAAAUACAAACUCAUCCUUUCUAUAACAUUGUCGAUUGGGAUUCCGCAGCUGAGAAAGGCAUGGAGCCACCCAUCAUACCAUUGAUUAAACAUCGCAAGGAUAUUUCCAAUUUCGAUAAAACAUUUACGGAAGAAAAAACCGAUUUGACACCAACCGAUAAAUUGUUUAUGAUGAAUUUGGAUCAAGGCGAUUUUAUUGGUUUCUCUUAUAUGAAUCCUGAAUUUAUAACAAUGGUCUAAAAAAAUCUAAUAUAAAGACCACAGGCACUCCUUAUUGUAUCUGCACCCAGCUCUGGUCAGUUCUUUAGAGUUCAACAAAUUUCAAAAUAUUUAUUCAAAUAAAGCUAUCAAAAACUACCUAAAA
Molecule: messenger RNA, 2311 nt
Organism: Stomoxys calcitrans (stable fly)
Lineage: Eukaryota; Metazoa; Arthropoda; Insecta; Diptera; Muscidae
Gene: inaC
Product: protein kinase C, eye isozyme
Exons: 13
Coding region: 127-2187 (686 amino acids)
Biological process (GO): protein phosphorylation
Molecular function (GO): diacylglycerol-dependent serine/threonine kinase activity; zinc ion binding; ATP binding
Source: RefSeq, a predicted model, not a curated record